UGGGUCGGCACUUUGUUACGCAUCCCCUCUGAUCCCUCUCUUAAGGCUCCUCUGGCAGCUGGUCAGAUUAGAGACGCGGAGAGCGACCCCACAGACACCAGCUAACAGAUAGUCAGCAGAGAUAGCAGAUAGCUGCCACUCUUCUUCCACCUUCUCCCAUUGGUAGAGCAGUUUCCCAACAGCUCACAGGGACACUCUGAGGGACCGUGAAGAGGACUGUUGCUCGCCCUUGCUCGCUCGUUGAGGGUGAAUCUGGAUCGGGUAGUAGCUAGAGGCAGCCAUGAGCGAGUUUGGAUACCGCCGGGAGCUCAGCAAGUAUGAGGACAUGGAUGAGGACGAGCUGCUGGCCAUGCUCAGCCCCGAGGAGCUCCAAGAGCUCGAGAAGGAGCUGGCUGACAUCGAGCCCGACGUCAACGUCCCCAUCGGGCUCAGGCAGAGGGACCAGACGGAGAAGACACCCACCGGCACCUUCAGCCGUGAGGCACUCAUGAAGUACUGGGAGAGAGAGACCCAGAAACUGCUGGAGGAGGAGAUAAGAGGAUCUAGCCCUACACAGGAAGAGGAAGGUGCUAAACGUGAGGAUGAGGAGUGUGGGACAGAGAGCAGCAGUGACUCCUCUGAAGAUGAAAAAGAUAAACACGAGGCAGACGAAAAAGACAAAGAUAAUAAGGGGGAAAAAGAUGAAGAAGAAGAGGAAGAGGAGGAGGAGGAGGAAGAGGAGGAGGAGGAAGAAGAAAGCGAGUCUGAUGAGCCAGUGACUGAGGAUGAGGAUGAUGAUGAUGAACAGGAGGAGGAACCAGAAACUACAAAGGAGGUCAUUAAACCAGACCAUCUGGAACUACCAAAGCAAAGCUUCAACCAAAACCAAGACUUGCCCUUAAGAAGAAGCCCACGUCCACCAGUAGAAGACCCAGCACUCAGAGCAGCUACCCCCAAUCAGACUUCAGAAAACCCAACAGUGGUGGACGAAGUCCUGGAGAAGAUUCUGGCUGAUGACCCCGACACUACCGAGGUCAACCUCAACAACAUUGACAACAUCUCUCACGAGAGUCUUGUGCGUUUCGCCGAAGCCUUGCGUUCGAACACCCACGUCACCGACUUCAGCCUGGCCAACACUCAUGCUGAUGAUCAAGUAGCCUUUGCCAUAGCCAAGAUGCUGAGGGAGAAUGACAGCAUCACCCGCCUCAACAUCGAGUCUAACUACAUCACCGGCAAAGGUGUGCUGGCCAUGGUGCAGGCGCUGACUAAAAACCAAACUAUCACUGAACUUCGUUUCCACAACCAGCGCCACAUCUGCGGUGGUCAGGUGGAGAUGGAGAUGGUGAAGUUGCUAAGGGAGAACACCGUCUUGCUGAAGCUGGGCUACCAGUUUGACCUGCCAGGCCCCAGGAUGAGCAUGACUGGCAUCCUCACCCGCAACCAGGACUACCAGAGGCAGAGGCGACUACAGGAACAGAGGCAGCAAGGUGCAGCUCCUGCAGGGGCAACUGCUGUUAACCCUCGUACUAGUGCCCUACUGAAGAACAACCCCGGAUCGCCCCAAAGCUCUCCAUGGUCUUCCCCUAAGCUACCACGCAGGGAGGAGGUCAGGAAGAACACUCCACCUGCACCUGCACCACCACCUCCGCCUCCUCCCCCCCCACCACCUCCACCACCUCUCCCUCCCUCCUCCAAGCCAGCUGAAGAGAAGAAAACCCCAACCAGGAUGAUCGCAGAAGUAAUCAAAAGGCAUGAGGAGUGCAGCAGGAACCAGCAUAAGGUCCCCUUAAAAUCUAAAACCAAGAGUAAGAAGGGCAAGAAAGGAGCACAUAAAGAGAAGGAACCCAACAUUCUCAAGGAACUGAAAAAUGCCCUGAGACCUACAGCAGAUAGAAGAACUGAAGAGUUGUCCAGACCAUCCACUCCACAAAGGUCAAGCCAUGAUAGUCUAAUGGCGUCCAUUCGUGGAAGCAGUGUAAAAUCCCUAAAGAGGGUGGAGGUACCACAACGCCUUCGAUAAUCCACUUCAGAGUUCCUGUGAGGGAAGCAGGAUGAACUGGAGACAGAAAAAUCCAUUUAUGUGGAGUUUACUUCUAAAGCGGGGAAGAAUAUUUGCACUGUAUAUGUAAUACUUGGGACUGAAUUAUAUUUAUAUUGUGUAUGAUAAUCUUUUAUUGCUUUUGAGGAUUUGAAGAUUUUUGAAGAUUAAAAAAAAAAGAUUUCACUUGUGUACAAAUGUAAAUACUGUGUGAGAAAUGUGAAAAAAUAAAACGUGCUGCGUGGGCACUGUAUUACUCAACCAAA
Molecule: messenger RNA, 2283 nt
Organism: Clupea harengus (Atlantic herring)
Lineage: Eukaryota; Metazoa; Chordata; Actinopteri; Clupeiformes; Clupeidae
Gene: lmod2b
Product: leiomodin 2 (cardiac) b
Biological process (GO): pointed-end actin filament capping; muscle contraction; myofibril assembly
Cellular component (GO): cytoskeleton; striated muscle thin filament; myofibril
Molecular function (GO): tropomyosin binding
Source: RefSeq, a predicted model, not a curated record